Messenger RNA from Humulus lupulus (European hop), 2218 nucleotides. RefSeq names its product transcriptional regulator DEF1. The coding region runs from base 220 to 1947 and encodes 575 amino acids. NCBI's taxonomy places the organism in Eukaryota, Viridiplantae, Streptophyta, Magnoliopsida, Rosales, Cannabaceae. The transcript is spliced from 4 exons. The record is from RefSeq and is a predicted model, not a curated record.
UCUUCUUUCUCGAAAAUCCUGUGACCUGUAAAUCUUGAAACCCCCAACAGACACAAAUCUGUCAUAGCUAAAGUACCCUCAAUUCUUUCUUUAUUACGAUCGUGCCCCCCUUGGAUUUCUGUGGCGGUGCCGCCUUGGUUUUGGUACACAAACAAGCUGCUUUAAUCAAUUCUCUGAUUUUCCAAGUUGUCGGUCGCAUUGGCUGCCCCAAAUCUGAUAAUGGAUCUAUCUCACCAGGGAUCAUCACCGCAGAGCAAAGAUUUUAUCAACCUGAUGAACCACCCCCAGGAAGAAGAAGAAAAUCACAGUGGUGGUGGCCAUGGUGGAAAUGAGAAUGGGCUUAACAAGAAUGAUGAGAUUUUCCCUAGUUAUGAUUUUCAGCCAAUUCGCCCUAUUGCUGGAGGCGCACUGGGAGGAGGAGCUUCUUCUCACUCUCCAAAUUUCGAUGCUACACCCAAUAUUGGGGGAUCAACCAGGGCUUGGAGCUCAGGUGACUCCAAGCCCCAAACUGGUUCUCCUAUCAGAAAUUAUGGUUCUCUAGACUCCAUUGAACCAGCUAAAUUCAUUCUAGAGAAGGAUCAAAGUGCAUUUAAUUCAACAAUUGUGGCUGAGAUUGAUAAGACCAUGAAAAAACAUGCUGAUAAUUUGCUACAUGUUCUGGAUGGUGUUAGUGCUCGAUUGACACAAUUAGAGAGCAGAACUCGCCAUCUUGAGGAAUCCGUGGAUGAUUUGAAGAUUUCAGUUGGGAACAAUCAUGGAAAUACUGAUGGGAAGAUGAGGCAGUUGGAGAAUAUUCUUAGAGAGGUGCAAUCUGGGGUCUUCGUUUUAAAGGAUAAACAAGAAAUACUUGAGGCACAGCUACAGCUUGCGAAGCUACAAGUGUCCAAGGUAGAUCAGAAUUCAGAAGCCCAGAAUACGGUGCAUGUAGAUUCCAUGCAGCACGCCGCAUCUGCUCCUCAACAAUCUCACCAACAGCUUCAAACUCCUGUUAACCUUCCAUCAUCACAACCAACCUUCUCUCCUCCAAAUGCUCCUCCGUCACAACCUUCCUUCUCUCCUCCAAAUGCUCCUCCUCAGCCAAAUCCACAGCAGAACCUCCCACCCCAAGUUCAACAUCCAAAUCAAUUUCCUCAGAAUCAGAUCCCUCCCAUCCCCCAGCAUGAGCCUUAUUAUCCCCCGCCUGGUCAAGCUCAAGAACCUCCAAACCAGCAAUACCAAAUACCGCUUAGUCAGCAGCAACUACCCCCGCCUGCUGUACCACCACAUCAACAAUUUCAACCACAAUUCUCUCAGCCACCAACGCAACCGCCACAACAGCUCUCGUCUCUCCCACCCAUCAAUCCCUCUCAACUCCCUCCUACACUGAGCCAUCAUCAUUCUGAAGAGCCACCAUAUGUUCCUUCUCAAAACUACCCACCCAACCUUCGACAAGCACUCCCUCAGUCACCAAGUGGACCCCCUCCUCCAUCUCAACAAUUCUAUGUGCCACCCUCUCAUAUUUAUGAUUCACAAUCUAGUCGACCUAGUUCAGGAUUUCCAUCUGGAUAUGGCCCACCAUCCAGCCUAAACGAACCAUUUCACUACGGUGGUUCUCCCUCUCAAUAUGGAAAUCCUCCUGCGGUUAAACCUCAGCAACUCACUUCUACCUCAGCUCCAAGUGGUGGUAGUGGUUAUCCACAGCUGCCUACUGCUCGGGUUCUCCCUCAAGCCUUGCCUACUGCUUCUGGUGUUGGUGGCGGUUCAGGUUCUUCUGGGACUGGAAACAGGGUUCCUGUUGAUGAUGUGAUCGAUAAAGUUUCUACCAUGGGGUUCCCGAGAGACCAUGUGAGGGCGACUGUUAGAAGGCUCACAGAGAAUGGCCAGUCAGUUGACUUGAACAUUGUGCUGGAUAAGCUGAUGAAUGAGGGAGAAGGCCAGCCACCAAGAGGAGGUUGGUUUGGUCGGUAGUUUUGCCCACUGAUGUACAGAAGUAUCACUUAUUCCUGGAUCAACAUUGCUGAAAGAAAAAGAAAAAUGAAUCAUAAAAAAAACAAAAGAAUUUUUUUUUAUGGCUGCAACUCCAUUAUGCACCUGGUGUUUCUCUGAAGUUCUUUUACCCCUUUUGUUCAAUUCGGUUGUUUUGGCCAUUCUGGUUAGUCACCACUAGUGUUCAAUUCUCAUUUGUGUAUAUUCAAAAUAAUUUUUAAGUGGAUAAUUGAGUUUUCUGUUUGAAGUUUUA